Kockovaella imperatae is the source of this 1319-nucleotide messenger RNA. RefSeq lists its product as hypothetical. The record is from RefSeq and is a predicted model, not a curated record. Bases 105 to 1055 code for a protein of 316 amino acids. The transcript has 3 exons. Lineage: Eukaryota; Fungi; Basidiomycota; Tremellomycetes; Tremellales; Cuniculitremaceae.
GAAAAAUUCAUUGACUGCUGCCGCUGCCGCUGCUUGCUAUACCUGUCGCCGUCGACGAGCUACCAAACAACGUACAAGCUAGGUCUUGUUAGCUCACGGUGUUGAUGACCACUGCCUCGGCCAGAUCGAGUCAGACACUGAUGCCACGAUGGCUCGGUGAUUUCUAUUCUAGAUUUCCCUUGGUGCUGCUCGAGCCAGAAGACAAUGUGACAUCUUUACGGGAACACGACAAUCCAAGGGAAGCAGAGUACAGUCUCUGGGUGAGCCGUCAGACCUCCUCAAGAACGUCAUGUCGCUGGUUGACUGAUAUCUCACAUCAGAUCCAUUCGCCCUUGUCAACGUCACGUACCUCGCCUUGGGCUUCAUCCGAUCCUCGAAGCCUCCGUUUUCAACUCUUGUUCUUGCUGGAGAGCCGGGCUCCACUAGUCGGGUUCAUCCCGUUCGCGCGCGACGAUAACGCGCCUGGAGGUGAAUUGCCCUGUCUCGAACUGAGAGCAGAGGGGAAGCUGGUCAGCUCGCAGGAUCUGCGUUCUUGGUUCGAUGGUCGCUUCCAGGACAGGGAAGGCGAAAAAGCCCUCCAGGGUAUGCCGGAUCAGACGACUUAUGACAAGGCUGUCGCCGUUGCUACACUCGUGCUAGAUCGUGUAUACCCGGCGUUCCUGGCUUCACAACCCAAACCCAGCUCAGUAUCCUCCUUUCACCUACAUUUCCCCUUUGCUCCGCCGCUCGCUUCUGGACUUGUCACGCCCUUGCCGUCGUCUCUGACAGGAGACGUCCGCCAAGUAGAUAUCGUGUCUGUCAUCGCAAACGGCGCGUCUGCCUUGAAUGCCCUGGACGAGAUACUCUCAGCUGACCAAUGGGCUCUGGGAGCUCGGUCUCCAACUCCUCUCGAUUCGCUCCUCACAUCGAACCUGCACGUCAUUUAUGACCUCCCUAGGGAUUCGAAAUUGCGCUUGAAGAUGGACUCUAGUCGCAACCUGUCGGCCUAUGUAUCUCAUGUGAUGGCUCGAGCCGACAGUCGACUGUCUGCGACUUCUUUGAGACGGGCAAGAUAAGUAUCACAUCGAGUCCGACAUACACUGGCACCGACACACGACUAUCAUCACUGCUCGAGACCAGGCUGGCAAGGGCCGGCGUGCCACUCCCGCCAACUAUGACCUCGAUGCUGCAGCUUGGCUGCUCCCAUGUCGCGAGAGAGGGCCUCUAGCGGAGCUUGAAGCGUAGAGACUGUCAUGUUGUCCUUUAGAUGGCGCUCGUCUGUGCAUAUAUCCUGAAGAUGAACCGUUGCCUAAGCUUGGGAGGACACGUGGAUUUUUGCU